Molecule: messenger RNA, 3380 nt
Organism: Aspergillus heteromorphus CBS 117.55
Lineage: Eukaryota; Fungi; Ascomycota; Eurotiomycetes; Eurotiales; Aspergillaceae
Product: ATP dependent DNA ligase domain protein
Exons: 2
Coding region: 142-3342 (1066 amino acids)
Biological process (GO): DNA recombination; double-strand break repair via nonhomologous end joining; nucleotide-excision repair, DNA gap filling
Cellular component (GO): DNA ligase IV complex
Molecular function (GO): DNA binding; DNA ligase (ATP) activity; ATP binding
Source: RefSeq, a predicted model, not a curated record
CUGGAGUAUCCAUGGACUAAAUUGCACUCUUUCUACUGCCAUGCACUCGAAAAAAAUGAGGCAAUUGGCGAAUUUUCGUUGGCACCCGCAAACGCAUCGCAUUCACCAGGCACCCCGCCCUGUCCCUCGAACUAACACCCUAUGGGUUUCAAGUUUGCCCAUCUGUGCGACCUGCUCUCAUCGAUCGAGGAUAACAGGAUCCUGAAGGCCUCCCAUGAGGCCAAAGCUAUAAAUCCAGACACCCGGGCCGUGACCCGAUGGUUUGCCCGUCAUGGGAAGCAGAUCCGGGAGAAUGCCGAUCAAGUGGCCCUUCUUUCGUGUAUGUUUCCGGAGAAAAGGACCGACAGAGUCUACUGGCUUCAGGAUGCAAAAUUGUCGAAGAUAAUAGCACGUUGCCUGCUCCUGGGGGUCUCUAGGUGCGCGGAAUUGGACAGGUGGCGCGAGUCCGGGGGUGGAGAUCUUGGGCAAUGCGUUGAGAAUGUCAUGCGGCAAGCUGAGAACCAUAUCACCAGUGCGCAGGAGGUCACUAUUGAGGAGAUCGACGACGUCCUGAUUCAGGUUGCCUCUCGGUGCAAGUUUUCGGGCCCUCAAGUGCGAAGGCAGCGUGCGGCAGUGGAUCUCGAUGAGAAACUAGCCCCUCUGUAUCGACGGCUGAGUAGCAGAGACGCGAAAUGGCUGACGCGAAUGAUCUUGAAAAGAUACUAUCCUGUUGUGCUGCCAUUCACCCUGACGCUGAGAAGCUUCCAUUUUCUACUUCCGCACCUCCUCCUGUUCCAGGACUCGUUCGAGGGCGCUCUAAAGAUGUUAACCUCCGGCCCCAUAAGCCAUUUCCCCCCACACCCAGAACCCGGUCUAGCCAAAGAUUUGGGGUUGAUAGCCUUGCAACAUCUCAACCCGAACAUCGGGGUUAAGAUAGGACGACCGGAAUACUAUAAGGCUCGGAGCAUUAAGCAUUGCUGUCGAAUGAUAGGCAACCGCCGAAUGAGUAUAGAGAGGAAGUACGACGGCGAAUACUGCCAGAUACAUAUCGACCUCUCUAAUCGCCUUCGCCCCAUCCAGAUAUUCUCCAAGAGUGGAAAGGACUCUACGGAUGACAGGGCUGGCGUCCAUCAAGUGAUCAGAGAUUCCCUGAGAUUAGAACAAGCCGAUUGCAAAAUCUCCCGCCGAUGUAUUCUAGAGGGCGAACUGCUAGUCUGGAGUGACAAUCUUGGUAAGAUCGCAGAUUUUCAUAAGUUGCGUAAAUUUAUUGCUCGGUCUGGUACUCUCAUUGGGACUGAGAACGAUUCCCCACCACAACUAUAUGAGCAUCUGAUGAUCGUCUUCUUCGAUAUACUACUCAUUGAUGAUAAUAUAUGCCUGAAAAUACCUCAUCGGGAUCGGAGGUUGCUCCUGAAAGACACCGUAAAAGUGAUUUCUGGUCGUGCCGACAUCUCUGACCAGUGGGUUGUGGACUUUUCGCGUUAUGACAGCCAGUCUCGGCUGGAACGUAUCUUCGCCAAAGGCAUCAAUGAAAGAUGGGAGGGAUUUGUGCUAAAAGGUUGUGAGGAUCCCUACUUCACAAUCUUCUCGAGCGAGGCAAAUAACUCCGCCGGCCGCUGGAUCAAGCUCAAGAAGGACUACAUACCAGGUCUGGGCGAUACUGUGGAUCUCGCAAUCAUCGGAGGGAGAUAUAAUCCUCGAGAUGCUGAAGCAUUGAAGCAGGUCAAGAAAUUGAUAUGGACUGAGUUUUUCAUCGGGUGCCUUCUCAAUAAAGAUGAAGUUAUGCAGUUCGACGUUCCUCCCAAAUUCCGGGUCGUGGACGUGGUCACCCGUCAUUUCAUGCAUAUCAAGACUAUGCAGAUUCUAAAUCAGUUCGGAGAAUUCCACGCUCGUAGCAUGGACUCCGGACAUGGCUUCACUAUUGAAUACGGGGAGAGCGUGACAACACCGUUGGACAAUGUCUUUAAGGAGCCCUUUGUCGUGGAGAUGCUGGGCAGCGGCUUCGAGAAGCCGUCUGGUGCCAGAUACUAUACGCUCCGGUUUCCAAGGAUCACGAAGAUUCUUUGGGAUAGGACAUUUCAAGACGCAGCAUCAUUCUCAGAUCUACAACUUCUGGCUGAAGACGCCCGGUCCGUCCCUGUUGAGGAUUCGGAAGAGCAAGAGUACGAGUGGGCUAAGCGGUUGAAGCUGGGACACGCAUCGCAGUACUCGGUCAAUAGAUCCCAGACCAAAUCGACUACGCAGAGCUCCGAGCCACUAUCGGAAAUUACGGUCAAUUCGCAUCGUGGGGCAUCCAUACCUGUCUUGGCUGCUAAAGUGGACUCGCCAAACCGACCAACUCGGCGUGACGGCCCUAGACAUACCAUGCAGCGCGCCAUCCCCAUACAUGUGGAUCUGACGGUGGAAUCAUCAUCACCGCCUAAAGAGUCGAAUGUUUCGGGAAAUCACUUGACGAAUAACGAGAACCUCUCAUCCCAUACUGCAGGCCAAAGAAGGAACUUGGCCCAUUCCAUCUGCUCGAAGGACCAGAUGUCAAUCAGCCCUUCCCAUCCGUCUGAAACCAGCCUGAAGACUGUCGACACAUCUACUCUCCCAAGUCAGCCACCCAUAUCUCGAAGGCACUUCACACACAGAGCUACCAGAGGAAGAGAUACCACUUCCCCCAAGCCAAACAACCCCAUCAUCCAAUCCCCCCUGCUUCAAAUCCCCAAAUACAUCCACCACGACCCCUUAGUCCACCAAAACACCACGACUCAUUAUAUACCAAACACACCACCAAUCUUUCCCACCCUCGACACAUUCCUCCACGCCCUUUUAUCCCCCAACUUCCGCUCCCAUCUCAAGAUAUCCAACCCCCAUGCCGCUUCCCAAAACACAACUUUCGGGAUGAUCUUCCUCCCACAGUCCGCACCCUCCCUAAGUACCCUCCUCUCCCAGUUAACCAGAGGGCUAUCACAAUUCCUCCACCCCCAUGAACCCUCACAGCCUUCCUCUGUCCCUCUCCCUCCCAACGGAAAGGUUUUCAUCCUCGACUCCACCAUCCUCCACCUCCACCCCCACCCAACCAGCCACAGCCACACCCACCUCAAGUUCUGUCUCCGGCAGACCUGGCAGAACAUAAGUAAGGAUUACUUCUACGCGGCUGUGAAGUGGAAAUCCAAACCCCCGUCCCUGACUUCUUUUCUUGCCGAUGAGAUUCCGGGGACGCCGGUGGAUGCACAGGGACAGAAACUGAUCCCGAUCCAGAAACCGCAGCCUAGGGUUACGAUCUCAUUUGAUAGACGGGAGUUGGCCUCUUUGGGGGAGUUUAGUUCUGUGGAGCCGGUGGUUCAUGUUGAAGGGGAGGGGUGGAUAAUAUCCUGAGUGAUGGUUUGGUAUAUAUACUACUAUGUAGCGAGUGG